This is a messenger RNA of Cuscuta campestris, 2744 nucleotides long. NCBI's taxonomy places the organism in Eukaryota, Viridiplantae, Streptophyta, Magnoliopsida, Solanales, Convolvulaceae. The record is from the annotation of a GenBank genome assembly.
AUUACCAGGUAAGAGAAAUCCCAGAAACGUUCUUGGGAACAGAGGAUUACCUGAGCUCAUUCAUGCAUCCACUUCUGGAAGAAACGCGUGCCGACUUAUGCACAAACAUGACAAGCUCACUGCGCCAUGCCCCGUCCUGUGAGGUCUUCGACGUGGUGGGUCCCACCAAAGAUGUCGACACUCGUCGUAAAAGGUUCUUCUCUGAAAGCCUCUCGUUGAGCAGAAUAAGUAGAGAGGAAGAUGGUUGCAGCUAUGUCAUUUGGUUCCGUCGAGAGAAGGAUGAUGGUGUUCAUAAGACUGAAGUGUGUUAUAAACCGCAGUCAGGGGAUUUAAUCGCCUUCUCCGAUGUGAGGCCCAGGCGAAUCGAGGAUCUGAACAGACCGAAGAUGCCUUUCCUCUUAGCUGUGGUCAGAGGCAUGCCCGAAGAUGAUGAGGACGACGAUGAAGAUGAUCAAGAUUUAGUUUAUUUCCCCGUAUUGUCAUCAAAGCCUAUAAACUUUGAAAGACGUUCUGAGGAGGAUGAGAAGAAGGAUCAGAUAAACAAGGAAGACAAACUUUUUGUUGUUUAUCUUACCAAUUUGACAACAAAUACUCGCAUAUGGAACUCUCUGAACAUGAACCCCACCUGUGCAAGCUUAGACAUAAUCAGAACGGUCCUGCGACAGAGUGUUCCUCCAAAUGAACGGGAGCGGGAUGAAGGAACUUGUGCAACUUGCACCCUUAAAGCAGCCGAUGAUGAUGAAGUUGAUAGUUUGCUGAAGGCUAAGACUGCCAUUCAGCCAUUUGGAUUGGAUCACUCCCAGGAAGAGGCUGUUUUGAGCUGCAUAAAAGCUAGGGAAUGCCAUUGUCAAAAAAGUGUGAAGCUGAUAUGGGGUCCACCGGGGACUGGGAAGACAAAGACCCUUGCGUCGUUGUUAUCUGUCCUCUACAACAUGAAGAGCAGGACAUUGACUUGUGCCCCAACAAACAUUGCAGUCAUAGGCGUUGCGAAGCUGCUGUUGGGUCUGGGGCGGGCUGGGUGGAAAUCUGGUUUGCGCCGAAUGAUUUGUCUUCUGGAAAAGCCAGAAGUGUCUUAUAAAAUUUACUUGGAAGAGGCUAAUAGGGUCAUUGAACGGCCCGUGGAGGAAAACAAGAAGAAAAGGGGGAAAGUGAGGUCCUCUAGAAAGGGGAAAAAUUUGAGGCCUCAUGACACGGAAAAGUUUAGGACUUUUGAGGAAUAUGUUUUGAAGACGUACAAGGCUUUGUCGGAGCUAUUAAAGUGUUGUGUGGAAUCCUUGUACACUCAUAUGCCUACAUCCUGCAUUUGUUUGGAAGAUGUCAAGAAAAUGACUUCUGCACUUGCCCUUUUUGAUUCUCUUGAAACAUUGUUGGAAAUUGCUGAUACCCAUGGAGGUCUUAAAGAUGGCCUAAAUGGGACUGGGUCUUCUUCCAUUGUUAAGUGGAAGAUGCAGUAUGAUUCAUUGCAGACUACGAAAUCGGAAUGUGUCUCUAUACUCGAAGAUCUUUUAAAAAACAUCAAUCUCCCGUACAGUCCGUUGGAUCUUGAUCGUCCCAUAAAGGAUCAAAUCCAAAGCUUUUGCCUGGAAAAGACAGUACUGAUAUUCUGCACUGCCUCAAGUUCAUCCAAAUUGCACACUGAGAGCAUGCCACCAAUUCAUCUUGUGUUGAUUGAUGAAGCUGCACAGCUUAAGGAAUGCGAGUCCACGAUCCCGUUGCAGCUUUCAGGCGCUCGCCAUGCUAUACUCAUUGGAGAUGAGAAACAGCUGCCAGCAAUGGUUCAGAGCAAGAUUUGCCAGAGAGCCGAGUUUGGGAGGAGCUUGUUUGAGAGGCUGGUUAAACUAGGGCGCACAAAGCACCUGCUUAACAUUCAAUAUAGAAUGCAUCCCUCUAUAAGUUUCUUUCCCAACAAGAAGUUUUACGAUAAGAAGGUGAUGAAUGGGCCAAAUGUCACAAAGGAAGGAUACGAAAAGCGGUUUCUCAAAGGAGAAAUGUUUGGACCCUUUUCAUUCAUUGACGUAACAGGAAGCGAAGGCCGUGACAACAGAUGUAGUAGCAAAAACACUGCAGAAGUAUUUGCAGUAGCUGAGAUUGUUUCGAUGCUCUACAGAGAGUUUCAAGCUUCAAAACAAAGAGUUCGCAUUGGGUGCAUUUCUCCCUACAAGGCUCAGGUUUUUGCCAUCCAACAAAAGCUUGGGAAGAAGUACAGCGCAGACGUUGACAGCCACUUCUCAGUGAAUGUGAGAUCUGUAGAUGGCUUUCAAGGCGGAGAAGAAGACGUUAUCAUCAUCUCCACAGUACGGUCUAAUGGUAGCGGAUCAGUGGGCUUCUUAUCUAACUUUCAGCGCACUAAUGUGGCUCUCACUCGAGCAAGAUAUUGCCUUUGGGUAUUGGGCAACGGUGCGACAUUGAUCAAUAGUGGUUCUGUUUGGAGAGAUCUGGUGGUGGACUCUCAAGCCAGGGGGUGCUACUAUGAUGUCUGUGGGGACAAGAACUUGGCAAAAGCAAUUGCAGAUGCUUCCUCUAAAGAUUUAUCAAGCAAGUUUUCAUCAAUGAAACUAAACCAGAGCAACACGCAUGGAAGAACAAGGAUUGGUUUUCUAGAAAGCAUUGAGGCUGCUAGAGACUGUUUUGAUGAUGAUGGUGCUUUGAAGAACAAGUUGAAUUUGAAGAAUGAAGUCUUGCUGAAGCUGCUCACUGUAACUUGAAGAAUAUCAUCUCUUUCUGAAUGAAUAGAGGACAACUUA